AUCGAGGAGUCUUAUUCGGGAUCCUACUAUAAUAAUGAAUGGAGACUCGUAGUAGGCCUACACUGUAAAGUUUUGUAUCAAAGUAGUUUGAAGUUCGCCUCAAUCAGUUGGAUUUACAGAAAGAAAUGGAUUGGCUGCGCAGCUCCGACUCAAUACUUAUGGAGAAGAAACAGAUCGAUACUUCAUAGCUUUUGGACUGAUACAGUUUGUUUCAAUGGCGUGCAACAGAUGCAAAAUUCAACAGUUGAUCAAUUAAUGCAAGAUACAGCGCGAGUGUUAGGCAGUGUGUGGUUUUGCAGUAGCUGAGUUUGCUAUUUGUCAUGUGAAUUGACAACAUCUGGAAUGUAACAUUUAUCGUUACGCGUGUUGAGAGCAAUCCAAAAAGAAGAAACAUUGAAUUAUUUCUCUUGGACUGAGCUGUCAUUUUGCGUUACCAUGGGGAAUAUUGAGAGUGUUGAUGGACAGUCUGAAAUGAAGCAUCACAUAAUGCCACUGAAAGUCCCCAUGCCCGAUCCAAUGGAGCUAGAGGAGAGAUUUGCAUUAGUUUUGAAUUCUAUGAACUUACCUCCCGACAAAGCACGGCUCCUGAGACUGUACGACAAUGAGAAGAAGUGGGAUCUCAUCUGUGACCAAGAGCGCUUUCAGGUGAAGAACCCACCACACACAUACAUCCAGAAGCUGCGGGGGUUUUUAGACCCUGGAGUCACACGCAAGAAAUUCCGCAGGCGGGUUCAGGAAUCCACCAAGGUCCUGAGGGAGCUGGAGAUAUCACUGAGGACCAACCAUAUAGGGUGGGUGAGAGAGUUCCUCAACGAUGAGAACCGGGGCCUGGACAUCCUGGUGCAGUACCUAUCCUUUGCACAGUGUGCUGUCAUGCUGGACUUUGAGGUGCUGGAGAGCGGCGAGGACGGCACCCUGGACAAGGGCAGGUCCUGGAGCAGGUCCAUCGAGGAUCUGCACCAGAAGCGUACCGCCAGCCCUUCUGCAACUGCAGCUGGUCGGAAACGCGCCAGUCCUUAUGGCACAGCCACCAACAGCAAAACCAUCAAGAACUCCCGGCUAGUGAGCCAGAAGGACGACGUGCACGUCUGCAUCAUGUGCUUACGAGCCAUCAUGAACUACCAGUAUGGCUUCAACCUGGUUAUGUCCCACCCCCAUGCAGUCAAUGAGAUUGCACUGAGUAUGAACAAUAAGAACUCCAGAACAAAGGCCCUGGUGCUGGAGCUGCUGGCUGCUGUGUGUUUGGUGCGAGGGGGGCAUGAGAUCAUCCUGUCAGCCUUCGACAACUUCAAAGAGGUGUGCAAAGAGAAGCAUCGUUUUGAGAAACUGAUGGAGUACUUCCGCAGUGAGGAGGGCAACAUUGACUUCAUGGUGGCCUGCAUGCAGUUCAUCAACAUCGUGGUCCACUCGGUGGAGGACAUGAACUUCCGGGUUCACCUGCAGUAUGAGUUCACCAAGCUGGGCCUGGACGACUAUCUGGAGAAAUCGAAGCACACAGAGAGUGACAAGUUGUCGGUGCAGGUCCAGGCGUAUCUGGACAAUGUGUUUGACGUGGGCGGACUGCUGGAGGACGCGGAGACGAAGAACGUGGCCCUGGAGAAAGUGGAGGAACUGGAGGACCAUCUGUCCCAUGUGACGGAAAAGCUGCUGGAGGUGGAGAAUGAGACCAUCAUGAAAGUGGCCGAGUUGGAGAAAACACUCCUGCAGAAGGACAAGGAUCUCCUAGCCAUACGGGAGACGUACGAGUCGGCCAGCACCCAGGUGCACACGCUGCGGCGCAUGAUGAAGGAGAAGGAGGUGGCCUUCCAGCGGCAGGCCAACAUCGAGAAGCGCCUGCUGGAGCUGGAGCAGCAGGGCACUAUCCGCCUGCGCAAGAAGCCCGACGGCGACAUCUCCAUCGAGGCCCUGAGCGCUGGGGGCAGCGGGCCGGCCGGCGCAGCGGGGGUCCCCCUCGGCGAGCUUGGAGGCGCCCUCUAUGCCGGAUUCCCACCGCCACCAGCGGACGCCCUGAGCGGCAGCUCCAUUCCCCCCAUGGUUGAAGCGGCGCCACCCCCACCGCCACCCCCUCCACCCCCACCACCACCUCCACCACUUCCAGGUCCCAACUGUAUGGUCCCCCCACCCCCUCCUCCUCCUCUGCUCGAUGGUCCAUCUAUGGUUCUCACGACUGGCCUAUCAGCUAUCAGGAUAAAGAAGCCCUGGAAGACCAAGUUCCGCCUUCCUGUCUUCAACUGGACAGCGCUGAAGCCCAAUCAGAUCAAUGGCACCGUUUUCAAUGAGAUUGAUGACGAGCGAGUGCUUGAGGAGCUGGAUCUUGAGAGGUUUGAGGAGCUCUUUAAGACCAAAGCUCAGGGCCCUGUGGUGGACCUGAUCAGCAAUAAGAGCAAGGUCUCUCAGAAGGCCAUCAAUAAAGUCAGCCUGUUGGACGCCAACCGCUCCAAGAACCUGGCCAUCACGCUACGCAAGGCUAACAAGCCCACAGAGGAGAUCUGCAAAGCCAUCCAGAUCUUCGACCUGAAGGCGCUGCCGGUGGACUUUGUGGAGUGUCUGAUGCGCUUCCUGCCCACGGAGUCGGAGGUCAAGGUGCUGCGGCAGUACGAGCGUGAGCGUAGGCCGCUGGACCAGCUUGCUGAGGAGGACCGCUUCAUGCUGCACUUCAGCAAGAUCGAGCGCCUCACCCAGCGGAUGAACAUCAUCACAUUUGUGGGCAACUUCACAGACAACGUCAACAUGCUGAUGCCGCAACUGAAUGCAGUCAUUGCAGCCUCAGCUUCAGUCAAGUCAUCCCCCAAGUUAAAAAGAAUGCUCGAGAUCAUUUUAGCCCUGGGAAACUACAUGAACAGCAGCAAGAGAGGCUGUGUUUAUGGAUUUAAACUCCAGAGUUUGGACUUGCUGCUGGACACUAAGUCUACAGACAGGAAGAUGACCCUCCUUCACUACAUUGCUCUGAUCGUAAAGGAGAAAUACCCUGAUCUGGCUAACUUCUUCAAUGAGCUGCACUUUGUGGACAAAGCUGCUGCCGUAUCCUUGGAGAAUGUCUUGAUAGACGUGAGGGAGCUGGGGAAGGGCAUGGAUCUGAUCAGGAGAGAGUGCAGUCUCCAUGACCACUCCGUGCUCAAAAGUUUCCUGCAGACCAACGAUACUCAGCUGGACAAACUGCAGAAGGACGCCAAGACAGCAGAGGAGGCCUAUAACAACGUGGUGCACUACUUUGGGGAGAGUCCUAAGACGACUCCGCCUUCUGUGUUCUUCCCGGUGUUUGUUCGCUUUCUCAAGGCCUACAAGGACGCGGUGGUGGACAACGAUCAGAAGAAGAAGCAGGAAGAGGCCAUGCGCGAGAAGCUCCUCGCUCAGGAGCAGAAGGAGCAGAACCCCAAGGCCCAGGUUCAGAAGAAGCGGCAGCAGCAGCACGAGCUGAUCGCCGAGCUCCGGCGGCGGCAGGCCAAGGACCACCGGCCUGUCUACGAGGGCAAGGACGGCACCAUCGAGGACAUCAUCACAGAUCUCCGAAGCCAGCCCUUCCUGCGAGCUGACGCGGUGAUCCGGAAUGGGUGGAAGCGACCCUAAACACCCUGUCCCCCUCCUCCUCGUCCUCCUGCUUACACCCCCACCCCUGGGUGCGCUCCCUCAACCCCGUGUGCUCCCCCUCCUGCCCAAUGUUGCCUCUCCCUGCAGAUUACACUGACUAAAAGAAGACAGAAGCAUUGUGAUGGGUUUGUUUUUUAAACAUGUGGGUGGUGCAUUUCUUCAUUCAUUUAUUUAUUUAUGGGAUUAAAUUCCUUAAUGGACACUGUACUGGAGGCUCUCUCCCCCGUCUGCUACAAAAAAACAGGCUUAGACAAGAUGGAGUAUACCAUAGCUGGGCGACCACCUCUGCUCUACAUGCAAACAGAGAAGCACACACUUGGACACACACACACCGAGUGAGAGACACACUCUCACACAAGCUGAAGUGUGUGUUUAGAGUUUGCCAACACAGGAAAGAGGGGUUCUGUGGGAACUGUGUGAAUGAAGUCCAUUUUGUAUCCCGAACGUCCAGAGGAACUGUUGACAAAAUGGCCAGAGACAGACAGUGCGUCGACCCUGAAGUGCCUGCCAGCAAAGAUCCCAUUUCCACUAACAUGGAUUUCCUCAUAUUGUGCAAUCCAAGCAGGACUGUUUCUGUGUAUCGGAGGACAGUAAAGUCAAGGUUCAGAGGCAGAGCAGUGAAACCCCUAUCUGAAGUUGCUGUGGGUUGCCAGGAGAUUGGUCUCCUCUCUCUCUAAGGGACAGCAGCCUAGCAUGGGAAUUGAUUGGUAAUGGCUAAGCUAGUCAAACCAAACCUCUGUUUUGUUACUCAGUUGUCCUUUUAUAGAAGUGCCUUGUUAUUGUGUCAGUAUUAUUUCUUAAAUAUGUUGUUUAAGUCUGGUUACAAAUAUCUGUUUUUUAAAUGUGCUUUGUAUAAUAACAUUGCUUAAAGUGCUGUACAUACAUAUGCAAGUUUUGAAGUUGAGUAGCAGCUUUAAUUAGACAGGAUGUGCAUUCCUACGAUGAAUUUGAAGUCUUAAUUAAGGAGCAUAGCUACGUGCCUAACGAGAGAAAGAAUCAACUCUCACUCUUAUUUUUAUCAAGCGUUAGAUGGUUUCUUGGUAUUUCAUGCCCCCAAUGUUGUCUUCAAGGCAGCGCUGCCUGGAAGGCACUAGGAUUAGGCAUGGGUUAAGGUUAGGGUUGGGGUAAGGUUUAGGAUUAGGUGCCUUUAAGUCAAUGGUGGCAGCGCUGCCUGGAAGACGACGUUGGGGGCAUAAAACACCAUCGAGCCGUUAGAUGGGGGACUGCACAAAAUGUGAGGAAGACUCCUGCACACGUCCCCUGGGAGAUCACCUCCAUGAACAGAGCACAUUCUCAUACCUGAAACUGUGUGCCUUUAUUUGCCUACGACAGCCUUGAGCUACUCUGUAUCCGGUCCUAUACAGACUUCUACAACAGCGUCUCUUAUUCCCCUCAAUAUGAGGUUAACCCUCCAGAACUCCGCAUCGUUCUAUAAACAGAUAAACAGACUUGAGGUGAGCUAAUGAACUGUAGAACUGACUUGUUUGUUUUCGGUCUCCUUUGACAGUUGAGGAUUUACAAAGGGGAUUGCAUGACUUGUUUUUCACCCAUAUGAUAACUUAGGAGUUGAUUACUUUACAUGCCCAUUUUACAGAUAUGUACUGUAUACAGAUAUAUCUGUACCAAGUUAUGAGUUAUAUGUCCAGCCUUCCAUGGCCAAAUGGCUUAGUGAGAGGCUUCGGUGAUGCUCUCCAGAGCUACAUCUAAUUGAGAAUCUCUUAGCGGUCACUGUUCUCCCAUUAGUUGCCUUCAGUCAGGAAGUGGAUGGGAAUCAAAGUUAAUGUGGGGGGUUGUUCCACAUUUAGGCAAGGUUGAGCCCUCGCUGGAACCAAAGUAAACAUCUCCCCAUGUCAUUUGAAGCUGAAAUUGGGACCUGAAGACAAAGCAAUUGUUUAAGUCAAAACAACCAUCGACUAAGCAAAAUGAUUGUGAUUGUAUUCACAAUGAGAUUUUGUUUGAAAAGGGACAUCACACUACUUGUAUUGCCUUAAUGUUUUGGACAAACAGAAGUAUAUGCAACACUACCCUGAUGGUGGGGAACUUCUAAACAUAUAUCUUUUUUUUUUCUUGUAAAUUCGUAUGAGAAUUUGGAAAAUCUUUUUUUUUUUCUCAGAGAUUAAAUUGAGCCUGAUAUGUGAUGCAUGUUAUCUUUGAGAUGACAAUAAAACUCAACCAAACAACA
Alosa alosa (allis shad) is the source of this 5770-nucleotide messenger RNA. It is a transcript of the gene fmnl3, whose product is annotated as formin-like 3. Gene Ontology annotation, cellular component: cytosol. Gene Ontology annotation, molecular function: actin filament binding; small GTPase binding. The record is from RefSeq and is a predicted model, not a curated record. The coding region runs from base 436 to 3567 and encodes 1043 amino acids. Gene Ontology annotation, biological process: cortical actin cytoskeleton organization; regulation of cell shape; cell migration. The transcript is spliced from 26 exons. NCBI's taxonomy places the organism in Eukaryota, Metazoa, Chordata, Actinopteri, Clupeiformes, Clupeidae.